Punica granatum (pomegranate) is the source of this 3662-nucleotide messenger RNA. The record is from RefSeq and is a predicted model, not a curated record. Lineage: Eukaryota; Viridiplantae; Streptophyta; Magnoliopsida; Myrtales; Lythraceae.
GCUUUGCUUUUAUCCAUGUCUGUGUGUGUGUGUGUGUCCCUCUCUCUCUCUCUUCCCCGUACGCCAUUAAUGGCCUUUCUCUCGACCUCAACAUCUUCAGGUUUGAUGACGAUGGCGAAAUGAGCACUCGCCCAUUGACCGAUCCUUUUCCCCCCCGAAGCUGAGCUACCUCCAAUGCGCUGUUGACAAUCCCGAUCGAGCCCGCGAACAGCUCCUCCUCCCGUCCUGUUGCUGUUGUUGUUGUCCUCCUUCUUGCUCCUCCUAGGUUUUCUGGCUCCGCCAUUCCAGCUCCUUUCCGUCUUCUAGGGUUUCGCAGCUGAAUUCGGAGCUGUCAUGCGUCCGGUGGUGCGGGAUUGAGGUGGACGCGUCCCUCAUUGGUGCAAAUUGUAGUGCUCGUGCGAGGUCCCUUUUGAGCUUGCAUUCGGUUGUUGAGGUGCCGUGCGGUGCGAUCGACGGCCUGCCGUGAGAUCUUGUCGGCGAAGACUGGUUUCCUCACUGUGGUAGCUCGAAUCGGGAAUGAUCGACUACUGAUGUGACGCUCCUCUGACGUCUCGUGGCGUAUAAGACGAAGAAUUGCGGCGACAAUGCAUUUCGCUAAGCUCGAUGACUCUCCUAUGUUCCGCAAGCAGAUACAAUGCUUGGAAGAAAGUGCUGAAUCACUGCGGGAGCGGAGUUUGAAGUUUUACAAAGGCUGUAGAAAAUACACGGAAGGGCUUGGUGAGGGAUACGAUGGGGAUAUUGCAUUUGCAAGUGCUCUGGAAACUUUCGGUGGAGGGCAUAAUGAUCCCAUUAGUGUGGCCUUUGGAGGCCCAGUUAUGACCAAAUUUACUAUUGCACUGAGGGAGAUUGGGACGUACAAAGAAGUAUUGCGGUCACAGGUUGAGCAUAUGUUAAAUGACAGGUUACUGCAGUUUGUGAACAUGGAUUUGCAUGAUGUCAAGGAAGCACGGAAACGCUUUGACAAGGCUAGCCUCCUCUAUGAUCAGGCUCGUGAGAAGUUUCUUUCGUUAAGAAAAGGAACAAAAACUGAUGUGGCAGUUGUCUUAGAGGAGGAACUUCACAAUGCAAGGUCUGCAUUUGAACAAGCUCGUUUCAAUCUGGUAACUGCUCUAUCUAAUGUUGAAGCUAAAAAAAGGUUUGAAUUCUUGGAAGCUGUUAGUGGAACAAUGGAUGCACAUCUCCGUUACUUCAAACAGGGCUAUGAACUGUUGCAUCAGAUGGAGCCCUAUAUUAAUCAGGUUUUAACCUAUGCUCAGCAGUCUCGAGAAAGGUCCAACUAUGAGCAGGCAGCUCUUAAUGAAAGGAUGCAGGAGUACAAAAGGCAGAUUGAUCGUGAGAGUAGGUGGUCAUCUAAUGGUCCAAAUGGAUCUCCAAACGGAGAGGGUAUGCAUGCAAUUGGUAGAAGUUCUCACAAAAUGAUAGAGGCUGUCAUGCAAUCUGCAGCAAAGGGAAAGGUUCAGACAAUCCGCCAAGGUUAUCUUUCAAAGCGGUCGUCAAAUUUGAGAGGUGACUGGAAAAGGAGGUUCUUUGUGCUGGAUAGCCGAGGAAUGCUAUACUACUAUCGUAAACAGUGUAUAAAACCAUCUGGUUCUUCUACUCAACUUUCUAAUGUGCGCCACAGUUCAGAGCUUGGAUCUGGGUUGCUAAGUCGCUGGCUUUCUUCUCAUUAUCACGGAGGAUUACAUGAUGAGAAAUCAGUUGCUCACCACACAGUGAACCUGCUUACAUCAACAAUAAAAGUCGAUGCUGACCAAUCAGACCUGCGGUUUUGCUUUAGGAUCAUUUCACCAACAAAAAGUUAUACCCUGCAGGCAGAGAGCGCAUUAGAUCAGAUGGAUUGGAUUGAAAAAAUAACCGGGGUUAUUGCUUCAUUACUAAGCUCUCAGACACCUGAGCGGAGUCUUACUGCUGGCCAUUUGGGAAGUGGUCAUCAUCAUUCUGCCAGUGAGAGUAGUUCUUUCGAAAGUUCCGACUUCGAUCAUACUGCUGCUGAAGAAUUUGCAUCCGAGAGAAACAUUGGCACGACACAUCAUGAACGCUUUUCAAGAAAUUCACAACAGCAAUGGUCUUCGCUCAAACAUGAGAAGCCAAUCGAUGUGUUGCGAAGAGUAUGUGGGAAUGAUAGGUGUGCAGAUUGUGGAGCUCCUGAACCGGAUUGGGCAUCCCUGAAUCUCGGAGUUCUUGUUUGCAUUGAAUGUUCUGGUGUUCAUCGUAACCUUGGUGUGCACAUCUCAAAGGUGAGGUCGCUCACCCUGGACGUCAAAGUGUGGGAGCCUUCUGUGAUAAGUUUGUUUCAGGCUCUGGGUAAUGCCUUUGCUAACUCCGUAUGGGAGGAAUCAUUGCAGUCUAGAAGUGCUUUUCAGGUCCCAUCAGGGUUAUAUGAGUCCAACAAGCCACAAUUACAUUUUAUUACCAAACCGAAUCCUUCAGAUGCAAUCUCGGUGAAGGAGAAGUUCAUCCACGCAAAGUAUGCGGAAAAGCUAUUUGUCCGCAAGCCAAAAGACAGUCAGCAUCAAUCAGUUGCACAGCAGCUCUGGGAUGCUGUCCGUUCUAAUGACAAGAAAGCAGUGUACCGUCUCAUCGUCAACUCCGAAGCACCUGUCAAUGCUGUCUUCGAGCAAGCGUCAAGCAGCUCUUCGUUGACCCUUGCCAAAGUAAUGCUACUGCAAGAGCCAACGGGGCAUGGCCUCACCUAUAGUCCAGGUACAGAGAGGUCCUCCACAAGCCCUCUCAACUUUGGCAGUGCUGGUGAAGGUCUUUCCCUGGAUGAUCUAGAUGGGUGCACACUUCUUCACCUUGCAUGUGAAACUGCGGACAUUGGGAUGCUCGAGCUCCUCCUGCAGUACGGGGCGAAUGUGAAUGCUGUCGAUUCAAGAGGCAAUAUGCCGCUGCACCGCUGCACCAUCAAGGGCAAGGCUAUGAAUGCCAAGUUGCUUCUUUCGAGGGGAGCUGAUGCUCAAGCGCUUAAUGGAGAAGGCAAAACUGCCCUCGAUAUUGCAGCAGAUUCGAACUUCACAGACAGCGAAGUUCUUGCCCUUCUAUCCGAUUCAAAUGGAUGACAUAUUUUCCAAGAUAAUUUAAUGAAAGCUCAAGCACAUGAGAUCUCCAUAGUCUAAAAAAAAGGUACUUUCUCCUUUUCUUUUAUCGGGUUUAAAUGAUGAUUGUAUUCCAUUGGAUUGCAAAAGGAUUACCAAGUUAGCCGGGGACUUGUGGAAGGCAAUAUGAGAUUUUGGAGAGGAUGAGUGGUAGGUAGGUGUGCCUGCCCCACAGGCUUUGCUAUUUGUGCAAAUUAUAGUCCCAAGGAGUUUGUAAUCUAAAACGAAUCGCCCCCCCUUCCCAUUUCAUCAAGUCGGAGUACCAGAGGAACCAAAGCUCCAGACCGCUGGGGGUGGCCUUCAGUUAUAUGGUUGUUGCUCGUUUUAUAUUGGCGGUUUGCUUCCUUUGCCCCGAGGUAGUAGCUGUGAAAAAGUUGUAAUUUAGGUCAUCAUCUGUUUGUAUGUAGAUUAGUUCCUUGCUUAGGUGAUUUUGGAAUGGGAAGCUUUUGUUAUGUUGAUGGAACUCCUCCUUUAUAUAUGAUAAUUUACAUGUAUGAUUUUGGAGGGCAAAGGGGGGUUUGUCUAUGAAUGACUCAUUACCGGAGCAUUUCCGGCAGAAAUUUCCAU